Molecule: messenger RNA, 9239 nt
Organism: Culex pipiens pallens (northern house mosquito)
Lineage: Eukaryota; Metazoa; Arthropoda; Insecta; Diptera; Culicidae
Gene: Cpes
Product: ceramide phosphoethanolamine synthase
Exons: 1
Coding region: 138-1286 (382 amino acids)
Biological process (GO): phospholipid biosynthetic process
Cellular component (GO): membrane
Molecular function (GO): phosphotransferase activity, for other substituted phosphate groups
Source: RefSeq, a predicted model, not a curated record
CUGUGGCCCCAGUGGCGGUAGCAGCAGUGUGAAAGUUUUCCCGCGGAACGCGUUUCCACCUCAAUCGAGCCUUGUUGUUUUAAGAAAGAAAGAAAAAAGAAUCUACCUGACCGUCAUCCCAACCCUCCUUCUUCAAAAUGGUCGGUCCCAGCUCGCAGAUCAGCAAACUGCUGCUGACGCUGCUGUUCCUCCUGAUCAUCUUCUUCAUCUGGAUGGACGUGAAUCUGUACAUCCGCAUCCAGGACUACCCGAUCCGCGAUCGCGAGAUCCGCCUGCUGAACGGUAGCACCGUGCUGAGACCAACGAUGGGCGUUACGAGCAGCAGCGCGGUGACCUCGGCCGUUCCCCACCGGCAACCGCAGGAAGCGGCCCGGUACGAGGACGUGGCGUGGGUUUCGUGCGAUCUGAACCCGCUGUGCGACGUCACGGUGAAGGCGAUGAUGUUGGACCACACGAACCACUACCUGUUUGCGCCGAUGGCAACGCUGCUGGACAAUUUGGCUGGGUUCUCCAAGGGGGAGCUCAUUACGCCGAACAUGAUUUCGUUCUUCCACGUGUUUGUGGCGGUUGCUUCGGGGCGGAUGGUCGCGUCGGAUUCGCUGGGCUAUCGCCGGAUCGGGGUGGUGCUGUUUCAGUUCCGGACGUUCUUGGACGAUUUGGACGGGCACGUGGCACGGGCGAAGAAGCACAUCCGCGGCGAGCGGUCGGACAUUGGAUCCGCUGGAUAUUACAUCGAUGGGAUCUGUGACGCGUUGGGCUGCAUCGCCCUCAUGAUCGGAGUGUUUGUGUUCCUGAAGAACAACCCGCCGCGUCGUGGCUACACCCAACUCCAGUCCAUCAUCCCGGUGUCCGAGUCGAAGAACUGCUCCGAGUCGGGCGUCAUCUACAAGGUCAAAGUCACCACGAAGAAGGUCGCCCGCAAGGUGCUCUGCUACAGCGGCAUCCUCGUGCUCAGCUCGACCGGCUGGAACCGUUACAUCGCCAUCUACCAGGACAUGCUCGAGCGGGAGGACGUCACGCCGACCCAGUUCCUGCACCAGGAGCAGGCCUUCCGCUCGACCUGGUUCUUCGUCAUCUGCUGGCUGUGGCGAAUCGCGAACGUGCACGCCCUGCUGCACUUCCUCCUUCUGAGUGUCUUCUGUGAUAAACUGUGGGAGUACCUGCGGAUGAUUCAGUACGCCGGCUUCGUGGCGCUGCUCGCCAUCAUCAGUGUGGCCGAGAUGCACCUGCUCGGGGCGCAGAACUACAUCUACAAAUCGCUGACUGGUAACAAUACAUCGUUGUGAUUACAUUAAGGCAAGUUUUAGGACGACCCCCCGCGGGUCUCGCCACUGCUUAGAGUGGUGGGUCCCAAAGCGUUAGCAGCUAUCGUUUUCUAAUGUCUCCACUUUGGUGGGGGGAUUACCACGUGAGACAGAUUUUGCGACAUUUCUCCAGAGAUUGAGUUUUCUACAGCGCUACAGAGACUACGGAAUUAGAGUUUUAGUGAUUGUUAAAAUUUGAAUUUCAACUUUUCUGAUAAUACGACAAUUUGCAGUUUGGUUCUAUAAACAUAGAAUAUGCAAAAUAAAAAUGUUGAACUAAAAAAAAUGUGAAAAUGUUAAAAUAACUCUGAAAAUCUUUUGUUUGAAUCGCAGAAGCUACUUUUCAUGCUUCAUUUUAUAAUAAUAUACACUCAAACCCCGAUGGUUUGACACCAACUGUUGUCAUACGAACGGGGUCACUUUUUAGUUUGACACCCCUUUUACACGGAGUUCACGCACACUAUCAAACGUUUGUUUUGAUAGUGUGCGUGAGCGCCGUGUAAAAAGUGACAGUUCGUCACUUUUUAGUUUGACUUUGACCAACCAACGGGGUACAAACUAAAAAAGUGUCAAACGAAAAAGUGACCAACCACCGGGGGUUGAGUGUAAUAUAUUGAACUUGAUAAUAAAUUUGAACUUGACACAUAAAAAAUUCUCCUAAUUUUCAAAAAACUUAAACCUAAAUAUAUUUUGAAAUAAAAUGUAGGGCAUGCGUAUUCUGUUUUUUUUUUUUUUUUUUUUUUUUGUAUAUUCGACUAAUACAGUUAAAAAGUUUUCAAUGAUUUCCUUCACUUUAUUGAAUUUCAAAUCAAAACAGCAAAAAUUAGUGAAAUAAUUUGAUUUUUUUUGCUAUAUUUAGCAAAUUAACAUGUUUUUAAAGGUUUUUAUCUCCCUUUACAAAAUUUAAAUUUUAAAUUAAAAGUAAAAAAUAUUGUGAUUUGUAAUGAAAUCAAAAUUUUUAUACAAAAUGAAAAAAAAAACAAGUAGUUUUUUAACUUUCACGGGAAUUGUCCACCCAAAUAAUCAAAUAUCGUUAAAACUAAACAGGACUCAGAAAAAAUCUGAAAAGUUUUUAAAAGUUGAUUUAAAAGCUUUAAUUUUUUUAUAAAACAAAUCAUGAUUCUUUUAAUUUCUUUUGAAACUAUACCUUUCAAAUAAAAAAAAAUUGUUUUUUAAUCCGACUGAAACCUUUUUGGUGCCUUCGGUAUGCCCAAAGAAGCCAUUUUGUAUCAUUAGUUUGUCCAUAUAAUUUUCCAUAGAAAUUUGGCAGCUGUCCAUACAAAAAUGAUGUAUGGAAAUUCAAAAAUCUGUAUCUUUUGAAGGAAUUCUUUGAUCGAUUUGGUGUCUUCGGCAAAGUUGUAGUUAUGGAUAUGGACUACACUGAACAAAAAAUGAUACACGGUAAAAAAAUUGGUGAUUUUUUAUUUAACUUUUUGUCACUAAAACUUGAUUUGCAAAAAAGCAGCACCAAAAUAGUUCAGCAAUGGUUGAGUGAAAUCUCUCCACUGUACCAUUGCUCUCACUAUGAUUAGCUGGAACACAUAGUGAAUAUCAGUUCCGAGGUUUUGUAACAAACUUCGGAUUUCUAUGGACUUUAGAGCUGGCUCAUUGUCACAUAUUAACAAUUUAGGUGCACCGUGAACUUGAUAAUUUUUUAGUAGUCUUAAAUCGGUAAUAGUUCGUGAUUUAAUUGGCGUAAGUAUUCCAAAUCUGGAAAACUUGUCAAUAGCCGAAAGAAAGAUAGAUGGUUUAGAAAUGAAAAUGUCGAUGUAAAGUAUGUGGAAAGGUCUUUUUGGUUCCGGAUUUAAUUUUAUAUGGAUGCCGAUCGUACUUGUUUUUGUUACAUGUAUCGCAAAGUUUGAUAUACUGUCGAAUCAUAAAUUUCAUUCGAGGAAAAUAAUAUUCUGAUGAAAUUUUCUUUUGGUUUUCCCAAAUGCCACGAUGUGCAACCUCAUGUUCUUGUUCUAUUUAAAGAUUUUUUUCUUCUAGAGUUUUAAGGUCGAUCAAUAGUUUUUAUGUAAUAAAGAUUUUAAAAUUUUUACAGCUGUUAAAAUAAUUUAUGUACACAAUUUGAAGUGUGUUCAUUAUUAUUUCUGGACAUAAAAUACAAUUUGUUCGUUUUAUGUCCAUAUAUUCUUUGAAAAUAUUUAUAAGUUGUGGAACUCCAACAAUUGUUUUUGUAAUUGUUCUUCUGAAUAUUCUUGGAAAAAUUUCUUCAUAAUCAUUGUCUUCAUUUGUUCCAAUUUUCAACAUAAUUUGAUUUGCAAAAUAAUUCAUUGGCUUUUCGGUACAUUUGAUGAAUUCAGAAUCGUCAGUGUCUGCUGAAAGAGCACUGAUUUCAUCUUAUAAUUCACUUAAAUUUAUUUCUGGCUUUAAACGUGAUAAAUCGUCUGCCACCACGUUUUGUUUUCCUGGGCGAUAACGAGGAUCUAUUUCAAACUCGCUUAACGCCAAGCGCCAAUGAACCAAUCUAUUGUUAAGGCCUUUUAAAUUUAAACCGUAGGUCAAAGGCUUAUGAUCCGUAUACAGAAUAAAUUUUUGACCGAAUAAGUAGGGUCUAAAAUAUUUACAUGCCCAUACGACUGCAAGCAGUUCUUUUUCUAUUGUAGAAUAAUUUUCUUCAGAUUUAUUAAGGGUUCUUGAAAACAGCGCCAAGAGCAAAAUUCGAAGCAUCUGUUGUCAAGAUAAAUUGUUUUGAGAAGUCCGGUUACUGCAAAAUGUCGCUUCCGGUUAAAAUUUGCUUGCAUCUAUUAAAUGCACUUUUGAAUUCAUUGGUAUGCUUAAUACCUACGUCUUUUCUCAAUGAAUUGGUAAGGGGUUUUGGUAUCUUAGCGAAAUCCUUAACAAAUUUUCUAUAAUACCCUAAAAUUCCAAGAAAUCCCCUAAGUUCUUUCUCGUUCUUAGGUAUUGGCCAAUCUUUAAUAGUUUUUUUUCUGGGUUUGGUUUAACCCCUUCAGAAGUAACAAUGUGACCUAAAACAUCUUUCUUCAGAAAUUCACUUUUAUCUGUCUGUAUUUUUAAAUUUGAUGCUCUCAAGGCAUUAAAAACUUUUUUCAAAUUCAAACAGUGUUCUUCAAGGCUUGUACUGAAUAGAAUGAUGUCGUCCAAUUAAUCCAAUUAAUUAAUGUGUCUUUGAAAGGUUGCUGGAGCGUUUUUAAGUCCAAAUGGCAUGCAAACGUAUUCGUAGUGCCCUUCUUCUGUAGAGAAAGCUGUUUUACAGAUAUCUUUUGGGUCCAUCUUAAUUUGAUGGAAUCCAGCUGCCAAAUCUAAUGUGGUGAAGUAAUGACAUCUGCCCAGAUUAUCCAGAAUAUCAUUUAUGUUUGGAAUGGGGAACUUGUCAUCAAUAGUAUUAGCAUUAAGCUUUCUAUAGUCGACAACAAGUCGCCACUUUUUCUCGCCAGAAGCAUCAAUCUUUUUCGGGACUAUUAUCCAGAUUGGAGAAGUCCACGGAAAAAAAUAGAUAUCUAUAAUUUUUUUUGAUGCACUGGUAUGUCAUCUUUUGUUCUAAUUUUAUGUUCCACCCCAGUAGAAGUGGAGAGAGCUUCUUCUUUUAAACGAAAAACAUCCUGAUUUUCAUUCAAAAUUUUCAUAAGCUUCUCUUUUUCCUCAACGUUGAGAUGAGAUAAUCUUAAACUAUCGAUCAAUUUAUGAAAUCACGUUAUGUGUUGAGUUGAUGAAUUGAGUUGUAUGUGAGUAUUAAUUUCGUUUCGUUGAAUAAGUUCAAAAUUGUUGACUUUGUUUUUAGUUGGGUGUUGAACUGUUAGCAUUUGAUUAAAGUUUGAUUCGUUCCUUAGGGCCAUGAUUGCCUUUUUGUUUGAAAUCCAGGGAUAAAAAAAAAGUUUUGGGGCAAUUUCUUCUUCUUUAAAAUAAAAUUCUCCAUCAAACUCACACGGAAUUUCCACGUUUUGAAUUGUUUGGGCAGUAAUUUCAGCUUUUAUAAAUUCUGGAAAUUUUUUAUACAUUUUUAUGUUGCUGUUAAAUAUUUUUAGAUAAUUAUGUUUUGUGUCAAUUUCCGCUUCUAGGUCUUGUAAGGUUUCAUAACCUAUAAGCAAGGGUCCUGAUUUUCGGUUCAAUGAACAGAAACCACUCACUCAUCGCCGAUCCAAUCGUCACCUAUUCUAACCCGCUAGCAUUCAUGAGCGAAUGAUAUUCGCAAGCAGCCAGCGAGUGGCCCGAACUGUUACCUCAGCGAACAAAUACAUCGUGAAAAUUUUUGUCUACUCCGUUGCUCGACGACACUCACACACUACCAUGCUCAGCGAAGAGCCAUUCUCACAAAAUGCCAGCGCGGCAGUCUUUUUGUCUUCACGCCCUCAGUUUGCCAUCAAUUUGAUUUUUUAUUGGUGGAAGUUUCUUUGAAUGGUGUCUAUAAUGUUAUGAAAUCUAAAUAAAUGUACAAUUUAAUUGAUAACAUUGAGUGAUCGAUUACGUUCGGCCUGCCUGAGCCGUUCGGAGACUGAGCCGAUCAGAGAGAGAAGGAGAGUAGAAGAAAGAGUGUUCCGGAGCGAAUGGUGUGAAAGUGACAAACGUCGCUGCUAUUUGUGCUCGCGAAUGAAGUGGUUGAUUUUGAGCAAUCAGGACCCUUGCCUAUAAGACCGUCAAAGUACUCGUGAAAAUCGAAAAUGAAAAAAUCGAAUUUUUUCUCACUAAUUUCUGGAAAAGGGUUAAAUUUUACAAAUUGAUCAAUUAUAUGGUUUCCAGAAAUAUUUCAAAUAAUUUUUGGUUUUGAUAAUUUCAAUCCAUGUUUCAUUAUUUUAAGACUUACGUAAUUUUGAUUAGAUCCUGUAUCGAUAAGAAAUUUUUUUUUGGAGAUGGAGGGGUUUUUCUGUUAUACACAUUUUUCUUAUUUGAACUUAAGCAGAUUGCUCCAGGACAAUAGUUCUGGCUGCCUGAACUGCGCUUUUUCGGAAUUUCUUCUUGAUAUGUUUCAUGAUGGCUAGCACUAGCUGCAAAGCCACUAUUAUUAGUAUUAUUGUUAUCUUCACGCCAGACUGCUCUAGCGCCUCCGUGUGGACCUCCUGAUUUUCUAUUACGGUGACCUGCUGGUCACCUAUUUGUUUGACUUGCUCCUCUUUGCUCUGGUCGUGUCCCAUGAUGAUCUCUUCUCUUGGAUGCUGUCCUUUUCUGCUGGGUGUUCUCCUCCACGAUUAGCUGUGGUCUUCUCCUGUUGCCUGUAUGACUUUGAAUGGUAUGGUACUUGUGGUUAUCAACCCAUUUAUAAUUGAUUUUUGGUAUCACUUUUUGCUUCAAUCAGGGAUUUAAAUUUCGUUUCUCAGCUUUAUGCUGUUAAUGAAUUUAAUCAUAUUAUUUGCUUUUUCAGCAUCAUCAGCCAGGGCUUCCCUGAGGUUUGCUGGAAUGCUGUUUUUUUUCCUUUCCGUUGCAAAUCCAAUACAGUCAACAAUUAUACAGUUUAAUCGUUAGUGCUUGGUUGCAUCGUUGGCACUUUGGCCAUUCACGUUUUUCGAGUAAAUGCUUAUGUGUAAUUUUUGAGUGGCCGAUUCUCAUUCUAGUGAGAAUUACGUCAUCUAUUCUGUUUUCCAUAAUUGUAUUUUUGAACUUUUGAACGGUGUUUUUUAUUUCUCUUAGCUUGUUGUUUUGGAUUCUGGUCCAUUCGUGUUGCAAAUUAAUUAUAAUUUUGUUCAUGAUAAUUUUUUUGGUUUCUUCUGCGAGAAUUUCGUUUUGGUCAAUUGUUAGUUUUUUGAUGGCUUCUUUCGUUUCUUUGUCGGCUCUUUCGUUACCCGGUAUUCCUAGAUGGCUAGGAACCCACAUGAAUGUUACGGCUGAACCUUUUCUGGAAAUUUGGGUAUUGAGUCGGUGGACUCUGUCUUUAAAGUAGUUUUUUGUUUUGGCUUUUGCCAAAUUGCUAAUUGCGCUCAGAGAGUCCGUGCAGAUCACAUAGUCUUUGAUUGCUGACUGAUGAUUUAUCCAAUGUAGAGCUUCAACUAUUGCUGCACUUUCUGCAUGGAAUAUACUGCUUUGGCCGUUAAUUCUUUUCCGAAUAAUUCCUUCAUUAUGCAUUAGCUAUAUGCUGUUCUGUCAUUUAUUUUCGAUCCAUCGGUAUAGAUCAUGUCGCUAAAUUUGUAUUUAUUGUGAUAAGAAAUUUGAAUUUAGAUUUUAAUUUAAUGUAAGGAAUGACAUUUUUUCCGAUUAUGUCUGGAGAUUCUCUUCGCUGACCACUAAAAAAAAAUAUGUUUUGAUCUUCAGUCCCUUCUUCAGUUGGUUCGCUUAUAAAAAUGUUUUCAUGUUCUGGCGUUUCAAUUUCAUCUGUAUUGAUGUUCUGUAAUUCAUCAAUUUUAAAAUUAUUAUUUUUAGAAUUUCUUGAUCUCAAUGAAGGAUCGACCUCCAUUGGUAUUGGCUUAGGUUGUAUAGAUUUUUUAUACUGGCUUAUUUUUUUGGUUUCGUCAAAUCUUUCAUUUUUUGAAAAUCAAUGAUUGCAAAACAACUGAACUAGUGUAAAAUUCAUUUUAAAACACUUUUUUCGUGCAAAUGCCAAAACUAUGGUUUGUUAUUUAUAUUUUUAAAAUUUAAGUUGCUAUCUAAUAAUAUUUGAAAAAAACGGAAAAAAAUGUUUGUUUACUUAAAACUCAAAUCUGCUUUCAUUCGUCUAAUUUAUAAAUGUUGCUCUGUCUAAAAUGUCAACUUGUCAAAGUUGGAUGACGUAGAAAACACGUUUUCUACGUCAUAAAAAUGUUAAUAAAAUGUUAUAAAAUAUUGUAUCUUAUUUACGUAUACAAAUAUCGCAAAAACUGUCUCGUGGAAAUUUCCCCAUCUGUUAUCUAAGAAAAGAAAUCAAACCAUUCUGUUCAAUAAAUCGACAAAAAAAACUGAACGGAAAAGCCUUACUAAUUGGUGUUUACGGUGUGUGUGUGUGUGAAAACGCAAGUGUGCACCAAAUAAAUAGCGCGUGCGAGCGGGAGCGGAGAAAUUAAACUGUGUUUAUGUCCUUGGGACGCAAAACGCAGAGACACGUGUUGUUGUGUUGUGAUUUGUGUGUGCUAUUGUGUACGCGGUUGAAACUCAUUAUCCUCCCUCCCUCCACUCAUGCUCUCAACGCAUAUAGACAAACACUUUUACUUAUAUACACAUAGACACAGAGAGAGAGAGAGAGUCACAAACACACACCCCCCCGCGCCGCCGUUGAUCGUUGAAACUCUACUUUUUUGCCUUUGGAUUUUCCGCGAGGAACGUUGGAGGUGGUGAGAAGGAAGCUCUGUAUCGGGACAGAUUAUAUAUAUAUUUUAAAAUGCGACAGAUGCAACAAACAAAAACAAAUCAAAACGUUUGAAAACAAUAACAGAAAAUAAGAUUUAAGGAGAAAAAAGAAAAGAGAUGAAGCUAAAACUGUUUGGUGUUUUUGUGAAGCACACAAACACACCACCCUUUUUCUAUAUUGGUAAUUUUAAGUGCUAGAGAAAAAAACAGAGAGUAUAAUAAGAUUAAGAAAAUCUAAGAGAUGUGUAAUAGCUCUAUACAAUUAGGAACUAGUUGUUUGAAAGAAGAGAAAGUUGAAGGAGAAACAAUAUCAAAAAACAACCGAAACGUGUUGGAGAAAAUAGUCGCCUGGAAGGUGACACCAAAUAGUUAUGAGAUGAAGAAAUAAUAAAGCGUUAAAAAAAGAAAGAAUGAGAGAAUAUAUAUUGAACACACAUUAUAAACAAGUGGUAAACAGGUUCAAAGAGAAUUAUUAUAGCUAGUGGAAGCGAGUAGAUGAGUGACUUAGUUUUUGCAGCUGGAAAUCGGAAAAGGUUUGGAAGCGAUUUGAUUCUUCCUCAUAAAGAGUAAAUGACGAUCGCAGAGGAAGCACCGGCAAACGGAUCGAGUUUAAGAGAUUCUGUCCUUUUUUAAAAGAGAAAUUCAGCUGAGAUAUAUAGAGCAAAGCCACAAAGAGAGCGAAAAGUAAAUAAAUGUGUACGUAUAUGUGAAAGUUAAAAAAAA